This is a messenger RNA of Dermacentor albipictus, 1562 nucleotides long. Its product is annotated as cell adhesion molecule Dscam1-like. Lineage: Eukaryota; Metazoa; Arthropoda; Arachnida; Ixodida; Ixodidae. The record is from RefSeq and is a predicted model, not a curated record. Gene Ontology annotation, biological process: cell-cell adhesion. Gene Ontology annotation, molecular function: protein binding.
CAGGUAUGACGUCAUUGACCGUUCUUUCCCGGGAGGCAUCGCUUCUGACCUGCUCAUCCACAAGAGCACGCUAGGCGACACCGGAGAAUUUGCGUGUCACGUCACGAACAGGUUCGGCACUGCUACGGCCAUGCGAUCGCUUUUCGUGCUCGAGCUCCCAUCGCCUCCCAUCGGGGUCAGAGUGGACGACAUCGGCAAGAGGUCGGCGCGGGUAUCCUGGAAGAAGCCGUUCGCCGAGGUCACUCACUUCCUCCUCCGCUACUGGAGGGAAAACGGCCGCGGCCGGAAGCUGUCCAGCGCCACGGUUCCCGGCACGGAGACGUCCGCGUACCUCCAGGACCUGCAGCCGGGCUCCGAGUACUCGGGACACAUCGUGUCGCAGAACGACGUCGGGCUCAGCGGGCCCUCGGUGGCCGUGCACUUUGUCACCAGCGAGGAAGCUCCAUCAGCACCACCGACGGACGUUCAUUCGACGCCAAUUGGAGAAAAGGAACUCAUGGUUAUGUGGAAGGGACCGCCUGCCGAGCACUGUAACGGCAAGAUCCAGGGCUACUACGUGGGCUACAAGGCCUACGAUUCGAACCUGCCGUACAGUUACCAGACCGUCACAGGCGGUGCCGAGUCGGCGGUGCUCAAGGACUUGAAGCCCAGCACGGCUUACUCCAUAAUCGUGCAGGCGUUCAACAGAGCCGGACAAAGCCCAUCGUCGCAUCAGAUCGCAGUGCACCCGUUCACGGCUGGGAUGCCGGGACCUCCGAGUUUCUUCACCGGCGACGUGACCUGCUGUUCGGUGCUGCUGACAGUCACUUCGAAGCAGAAGCCGACUGAGGGAGUGACGCAGUACCUGGUGAUGUACAAGAACUCCGAAGGAAGCUGGCGCUCGGUAUACUUCCCGCCACAUGCACGCAAGAUGCUGCUGCGUGGCCUGCAGAGAGACACGCACUACGAAGUGCGUCUGGCCGCCUACAACCUCGAGGGAAGGGGACAGCUCUCCGCGCCGGCAUCGUUCACCACUCUCAGGAGCGGUUCCUGGGACGAGGAGGAGAUGGUCGAGGCGGCGGAAGUGCCUUUCUACCUGCGCGCCCAAGUGCUGGUGCCCGUGGCCGUGUCUGUCGGCAUCAUCGUCAUAUCGGUCAUCGCCGCACUCGCCUACUACAGGAGAAUGCUCGGGGGUCACGGGAGCCAUGUGAAGUACGAGAGUUGCGUGCAGAGCCGGGAAAGCGGCCACUGGCAAGACGUGCGCGGCUCGAGGGCAUCGUACGCACGGCGUAGCGUGGCCGAGUCGACCGUGUACGACACGCCGUGGGACGCGCAGGCCGCGCUGGCAGCCGCGAACCAAACCGUUUCUAUAUACGACGGCAACUACCCACGACUCAAAGGACAUGGCUCCAACUCCCACCUCGCUCUAGACGCAUCUUCCUCUUCGGACAAAAAUCAGUGACGCCACUUAGCGCGACGCUGCAAUUUUCUAACACCACACCCGUCUUCCGCUUUGUAACGCGCAGCUAGCACCUGCACAAGUGAGAGCUAAAGACAGGAGCCAGUAGACGUUUUUUACCUUA